Molecule: messenger RNA, 4829 nt
Organism: Mytilus californianus (California mussel)
Lineage: Eukaryota; Metazoa; Mollusca; Bivalvia; Mytilida; Mytilidae
Product: toll-like receptor 4
Exons: 1
Coding region: 567-3068 (833 amino acids)
Biological process (GO): immune response; toll-like receptor signaling pathway
Cellular component (GO): membrane
Molecular function (GO): transmembrane signaling receptor activity; protein binding
Source: RefSeq, a predicted model, not a curated record
AAUAUUAUACUAUUAACUGACCACAAACCGAAUGCAAAAAAAAAUCUAUAGUUAUUAUGUUAAUGCAUAAUUUGAUUUUUGAUUUCUCAUGUUUAGUUUCCUUGUCCUUUAAUGCUCAAAGUAUAAUUUUUAUCUGCUUACAUCCUUAUAAAUUACGCUAGAAUUCGAAUUUAUUUCUGUAUUUGGUAUUUAUAUUAUAAAAGAUUUCCUCAUAGCUUGUAUUACAUUAGAAAGAGUAGGAUUACAGGUAAAUACUAAUUUUUAUACAUAUCUUUUUAUUUUUCUAGUCAAUUUUAAUCCGCAUAUUUAGAAAGUUUUUUUAAAUUGAAUUGAAAAGUGCUUUUUUCUGUUUCAAAAAUUUGUAAGACUCUGUAUUGUUGGUGAAGUUAUAAUUUACUCUUUUUUUUUUUUAUCUUACCUUGAGAUUAUUUUAAUUAUUUAACUGAUGUUUCCAAAAAUAUUCUAUAAAUUGCUCUCGUCAUUGUAGCGUUCUUUAAAAAAAAAACCAUGUGUAUUCUUUUUAUUUUUUAGUUCAAUUACAGUUGCCUCAACACAAGUCUAUUACAAUGCGCUUACACGUGCUUCAAAAUAUACUCUUAUUAACAGUUUUGGUUUACAGUGUCUUUUCUUUCAAAUGCUCAUUCGAUUCUUCUUGUGAUUGUAUCUUAAACACAUCAACAAAUCUAAUAUCAGCAAAAUGUUCCAAUAGAGGUCUGUUGACUCUUCCGUAUUUUUGCAAUGCAUCACACAGUCUGGGUUCAUUUGACGGAAGCUACAACAAAAUCGAACGUAUACCAAACUAUAUUUUUGGAAAUGCUAAAAACUUAACGUGCCUGGAUUUGUCUCAUAACAGUAUAUCUUUUUUAUUUCCGGAAUCCUUUCAAGGACUUGAAGAAUUAGUUACUCUAAAUCUCGAGUCGAAUAACUUAAAGUAUGAUAUUGAUAUGAUUCCUUCAAACUGUUUCAAAAAUACUCCUCAGCUAAGAUACCUUAACUUAAAAACUAACGUAGGUUAUUAUUCAUCUGCUCAAAAGUAUCCAAACUUGUCAUCACUCUCAGAACUUAAUAUUCUCAAAUUAGAUGGCUUGCCACAUGACAGUUUUCCACGAGGAUUGAAAACACUCAGCAAACUUUCAUACUUGGAUUUGUCGAGUAAAGACUGUGACAUUGGAAUCAUUCAGUCGAAGUUUUUCCAGUACACACCACAUCUUCGGUAUAUAGAUAUAUCACACUGUCAAGUGAAAAAGGUUUGGAAAAAUACCUUCAGUGGUUUGAAAAAUCUAACACAUCUUAACGUUUCCUACAACGAGAACUUGGAAUUUGAUGGCAUUGGAAAUAUAACUUAUGAUUUACAGUUUACAUCCAUUGAGGUACUGAAAUUCAACAAAGUACAUGAAACAUUUGCAAUGAAUUCAGAAAUACGUCGCCAUACAUUGAAAUAUCUUCAGCAUACAAAUUUAAGAGAGCUGCACAUGGAUAGUAAUAGAUUACAAAAUGUUAAAACAGGGGUAGUUUCAAAAUUGCCAAAAUCACUAGAUAGGCUGUCAAUGGCCGAUAAUAUGCUCUCGUUUGGGAAAUAUAUUUUGGAAGGAAAAAACAUGAACAUUUCUUUUCUAAACGUGUCAUUUCAGUUUACUUCACAUAAGCCUACAUUUGGAUCCACCGACAGAUAUGAAUCGCACCUUAAAGCUAAACGUAUAAAAAGAGCAUUUGGAGUGAAUUUUCCACUUCCGUUCCCAAAGAAUCUACGAGAAGUUCACGUGAAGGGAAGUCAAUUACAAUUCGAUAUCCCUAGGUUAGAACUAAUGGAAAAUAAGUUAGAAUAUUUUGAUGCAAGUCUGAACCUACUUUCACGCUGGCGCGGACCAACAGUGAACUUCUUACACCUAAAAUUUUUGAACUUAUCCAGUAAUUAUUGCUCUAAAAUUUCAUCAUAUUUUUUUGAAGGAACUGCAAAACUGGAAAAACUUUAUAUACAGAAUAAUUUGUUAGGUUUCAGCAUUCCAUAUGAUGUUAAAGGUGAAAUUUUCAAGCCCCUUCGACGAUUAAAUACUAUUGACUUAUCACAAAACAGAAUACCUGAAUUACCGCCUUUGUUUUUCAUAUUUCUUGAACGACUCGAAAUCUUGAAUUUACAUGACAAUCUCAUUGAAGAUAUUGACUUCAAAUUAGUUCAAAUGAAAAACUUAUCUCAUUUUGACUUAUCAAAAAAUCUUAUCCAAUAUUUGGGAACUUCAGCGAUUUUUCAUUUGGAAUCCGUGUCUGAGGAUCACAGACUCUUCUUGAAUUUGAGCGGAAACCCAUUUGUUUGUUCGUGUGCUACAUUGGAAUUCCUAAAAUGGAUAUCGGAAACAAAAAUUGAUUUACUUGAUCGAAGCAAAUAUGAAUGUAAGUACGAAAACGGAUCAAAAUCUUCACUUGCAAACGUAAAUGAUGUGUUCAACAAAUUACAAAAAGAAUGUUCUUCGUAUCCCGGAGUCAUUAUAGGAAUAACCGGGGCAAUAUUUUUGUCUGUUUCAAUUAUUCUAUUUGGACUAUUCUACAAAUAUCGAUGGAACCUGCGCUAUUUGUAUUAUAUAACUAAAAAUAGAUUCCGUGGAUAUAUUCCUGUAAUAGAGAAUUCAAGCAAAUCUUACAUUUACGACGCAUUCAUAUCUUAUGCAGAACACGACGGCAAUUUUGUUCACCACGAUGCUAUUGAUAAUCUAGAAAAAGGAGGCAACCUAAAGCUAUGUGUACACAGACGCGAUUUCCUUCCAGGAAACGAAAUUUCCGCAAAUAUAACGAGUGCUAUCCAUAACAGCCGUAAAACAGUUAUCAUUCUGACACGCCAUUACUUAAAUUCUCAGUGGUGCAUGUUUGAAUUCAAUAUGGCAAGAAUGGAAAGUAUGUACUCGCGAGAAACUGAAAAUACGCUGUUUUUGGUUUUUCUGACAAAAAUGAUCCCAAAAGAGCUACCUUUAGUUAUGAUGGAGUACAUUGAUUCUAACUCUUAUAUAGAAUAUCCUUGUGACGAAUAUGGAAAUGUUGUAUUCUGGCGAAAAAUGAUAGAGGCUCUUCGUGCCUGAUUUGAUGGUAUCAUAUAUAUUAUUUAUUGCGACAUUAUUUUAUAUAUUCAGUUACUUUGAGACUUUGUUCAUCUUUCCUUUGGGCUACAACAGUAGAAGUGGAAAGCGAAUUUCAAAUGAUCGCAAUACGAUUUAAGAAAAUUUUUUUUUAAUCUGUUAUAGUAUAAUGCUUUUUCUAUUUAUAGUUGUGACUUCUGAUUUACAAGUUGCUCAGUUCAAACCAACCGGUGGUAUUAGAUAUAUCUUUACUUUCGAACGAAUUGUUUGUCAUAUAAAAACACAUAUGCUACAAUAUCUUAAAUUAAAUAUAAUCACCAAAUUGUUGAUCCAUAUUCUAAAAUUGGACGCACAAUAUAUUAGUGUGAUUUGACUGUAAGUGUUGCUCUCCACCUAUUGCAAUUUAUUCAAAAUUCUGACCAAAUUGCAAUUUGUUUCAUCAAACCAAACUGUUCAAGUGGUCAGAUAUUUUGACUAACUGCUGUAGAAAACCACAGUCAAGUCGUGAAAGUGCAAACUGAUUUAAUAAGGCAUACUUACAAUCCUAUUAGACUUUAAUUCCACUUUAUUUAUAUUAUGUAAAUGAAAUGCGGGAUUUCUAUAUAUUAUUUUCAUUGUAAUUGUCAUUGUCAUUCGAAAGGUGAUAGGUAAUAAUUUUUGAAUUGCUAUAAAAAUGUCCAAACUAAGCUUUCAUACAAGUUUUCUUUGAAAAAGUCUUCUAUAUUCAUAAGAGUCAGACAUCAGUUUGAAUUAAAUCGUGUUAUAUUCAGCAAAAUAUAUAUGAAAUUACAAUACAUUAUUAAUAAAUUUUAAUGGGAGAUAAUCUAAAAUCAUUGAUCUUUUGAAAUAUUGAUCUUAUCACCCUUUAAAACUUCAAAAGAACAUAUUUAAGUUUAAAGUAUAUUUCACCAAGUAUUCUAGAGAUUAAUUUAAAGAAAGCUUUGAAGUAUGCAUAGAAAAAACACCAUUUUAAAUGAAAUAAUUGCAGAACUUAAAUUAAGACAUUUUUUUUUGGCAAUUCAAAAAUAACUACCUUUCGAAUGACAAUUACAAUCAUCCUAUGGAUAGAAAUUCUGAGAUUCAUAAUCAUAAUAUCAUUGAAGUAGAGUUAAAGUCUAAUAGGAUUGUAAGUAUGCUUUUGUUUAUCACCUUGCACUUUCACGACUUGACUUGUUUUCUACAGCAGUUCGUUAAAAUUUCUGACCAGUUGAACAGUUUGGUUUGAUAAAACAAAUUGCAAUUUGGUCCGAAUUUUGAAUAAAUUGUAAUAGGUGGAGAGAGCAAAACUUACAGUCAAGUCAUAGUAAUACAAAAUCGUUACUUUCUCAGACGUUUAAUUUUGUAAAACAUCUCCUUGUCAAAACUUGCCAAAAAAAUAAUAAAAACCAUAUACUAUUGAUGUGUUUCAUUGAAACGUAAUAACCAGAUUUUAGACCAAGCAGAUAGAGUUUGUAAUUCCUCUUUAAGUCUCUGACAAUCAUCAGGGUUUAUAAUUUCAUGAUGAAGUUUAUAUCAUCCGCAAAACGUUCAGCAGUAGAGCUAACUCAAUUUAGUUGAUAAUCAAAGCUAUUAAAAUAUCAUGAAGCUCUUUUAUUAUUAUGAUUUGUUAUUAGAGGAAGAAAAUAAGACAUCAGAUUAAUCUUUCGUUUUACAAAAAUCUUAUGUUAGUUAUCGUGGGUUUGUAAAAGUCUACUUUUUCUACAUAAGGAAAUGCCUGUACCAAGUCAGGAAUAUGUCAGGAAUGAUUUUCAUUCGUUUGAUGUG